AUGCCGAACGUCGACGACGUCGCGCGCUGGAUCGUCGCCCACGACUUUGAUCGCGUCGCCCUGCAGCUUCCGGACGACGCGCUCCCGCGCGCCGCGUCCCUCGUCCGCGCGCUCGACGCCGCCGUCCGCGCGCGUCGCCUCGAGGGCGAGACCGAGCUGUGCGUCUUGGCCGACACCACCUUCGGCUCGUGCUGCGUCGACGAGGUCGCGGCGUCGCACCGAGGCGCGAAGGCUGUGGUGCACUACGGACGCGCGUGCUGCUCGCCGACGUCUCGCGUCCCGGCGCGUUUCGUCUUCGAUAAGCGAGCGAUCGACGUGAAGACGUGCGCGCGGGCGCUGCGAGCGCACGCGCGUACGCUGGGAGGACGAGACGCGGGGACGUCGCCGCGGUGCGUCGUGGCGGUCGCGGACCAGGCGUACGCGCACGCGACGGCUGCGUUGAGAGAAGAGUUAAGGAGAGACGGUGACGCGGCGAGCGGGGUGGAGAUCGUCAUCGCGGAGUCGACGACGGUGGAGGUGGAUCCGAGACGGGACGGGGCGAUCGAGACGCGGGUUGUGGAUGAGGGACGCGAACGCGUCGGUUCGGCGAGUUUCGAGCGUCCGCCGGGCGUGGCGACGGACGCGUGCGCGUUCGUAUGGAUCGGCGGCGCGGGCCCUUCGAUGACGCACGCGAUGCUGGUUUUAGGCGAACGCGCGGAGAGGUUCGGGGGCGUGGCGCAGUACGAUCCGGAGGUGGACGACGAGGUGCGCGUCGAGGCGGACGGCUCGAGCGAGGCCGCUCGAGCGCUCAAGCGUAGAAGGUUCUUGAUAGCGAAGGCGAAAGAGGCCAACGUCGUUGGCAUCGUCGCCGGUACUUUAGGCGUCGCGGGGUAUCGCGAGAUGAUCGCUAACUUGCGCAAGAUGAUCGCCAACAGCGGACGGAAGAGUUACACUAUCGUCGCCGGAAAGCCAAAUCCGCAAAAGCUCGCAAAUUUCCCCGAGAUCGAGGUGUACAUCAUGGUCAGCUGCGAGCUUACCGCACUCAUGGACUCAAGAGAAUAUCUACAGCCCAUCAUCACGCCCUAUGAGGCCUCGAUCGCGUUUACGAGCGGGAAAAUGUGGAUGGGCGAGGUCAAGCUCGAUUUCGCGUCCGUGCCGAAACCUGACAACGCGUCCACGAGCGCUGGCGAUGACGGCGACGCCGGCGAGCCCGAAUUUAGCCUGAUCUCGGGUUCUCUCGAUGUGAGAAACCCCGUCGAGCACGCACGCGCGAUGACGGAGGAAGACACGGAUGCGCCCAACGGUCUCGAGCUCGCGCGUAGAGCCGAGGACGCGCUCGCGCUUCGCGCCUCCGGCGCCGCCGCCGCCGUCGUCACCUCUGGCGCCGAGUACCUCAUGUCUAGACGCACUUACGUCGGGCUAGAACCCGGUCCGAAGCGCGAUGAGGAAACGGGCGAGCUCGCGGACGCCCCGCUCGAAGCCGCUCGAGGUCUCUCGGGCCGAGCCGCCGGAUACUCGGACGAGCGCGCGAGUUGA
This is a messenger RNA of Ostreococcus tauri, 1515 nucleotides long. Its product is annotated as Diphthamide synthesis DHP2, eukaryotic. Lineage: Eukaryota; Viridiplantae; Chlorophyta; Mamiellophyceae; Mamiellales; Bathycoccaceae. Bases 1 to 1515 code for a protein of 504 amino acids. Gene Ontology annotation, molecular function: 2-(3-amino-3-carboxypropyl)histidine synthase activity. The record is from RefSeq and is a predicted model, not a curated record. Gene Ontology annotation, biological process: protein histidyl modification to diphthamide. The transcript has a single exon.